Fusarium subglutinans is the source of this 1401-nucleotide messenger RNA. RefSeq names its product acid phosphatase. The transcript has a single exon. Lineage: Eukaryota; Fungi; Ascomycota; Sordariomycetes; Hypocreales; Nectriaceae. The coding region runs from base 1 to 1401 and encodes 466 amino acids. Gene Ontology annotation, molecular function: acid phosphatase activity. Gene Ontology annotation, cellular component: fungal-type cell wall. The record is from RefSeq and is a predicted model, not a curated record.
AUGUAUCACAAUCUGCAUGCCAUUGUGGCUGCAGCUUUACCUGCAAUUGCUGUCGCGUCGGUCAUUCAGCAGCCAAUUGAUAGCUUUGAUCAUACCCAGGGCUAUCAAUUCGAUCCUCUUCUGCACCUCCCGGGCAUAUCGCCUUAUUUCGAUGCCGUAGGCUUUGGAUUGUCGCACGCUGCACCUGAAGGAUGCACGGUUACAGCUGCGUCGUAUCUCAUCCGACACGCUGCGAUUUACGCCAACGACGCUGAGUAUGAGGAUUACAUCAAGCCUUUCCUGUACAAGCUCGAAAAGCAUCGCGGUGACUUUUCAGGACCGCUUGAAUUUCUGAACAAAUGGUACUCACCAAUUGAAGAGAAUCAUCUCGAAGACGUCACGCCCUCAGGCAAGGUCGACGCGAAAAAAGUUGGUCAUCACCUUGUGAAGCGCUAUCGACACCUAGCGUCAUCAGUAAAGCGCGUCAUCGCCGAUACGAAAGCCAGAACCUACGACACAGCCAAGGCAUUUCUCCAAGCGUUCCCCGAAGAUGGAAAUAUCGAGAUUACGCGCUUUGACAAGAAGGAAUUAAACAACGGCACGCGCGCUCUUCUCCCCCACAAGGCCUGCUUCAAAUUCUCCAAAUCGCCUGGUACGGAACAGCAGCAGAAGUUUGUCAAGAACUACGCAAGUGGCGUCGCGAAACGCUUACGCCCACAUACGCCCGACGAUUAUGAACUUGAUCCCUACGAUGUUUUUGCACUUCAAUCAAUUUGUGGCUACGAAUCUGCCAUCCGAGGAAAGAAAUCCCCAAUUUGCGGAUUAUUUUCUGACGCCGAGUGGCUUUCGUAUGAAUAUGCCUGGGAUAUGAAAUAUGCUCACAUGGUCGGGCCUUUCAAUCCCCUGUCGAAUUACUUGGGUUUCCCAUGGUUGCACUCACAGUCUAGGCUUUUCAGCAAAAUCGACGAAAAUUCUGAAUUGAUUGGUGAUGAAUCAUCAGGAUGGCCUAAAGAACAACGACUAUUCUUCUACUUCACCCACCGCGAGGUCCCUCCAUUCGUCGCUACAGCUCUAGGAAUUUUCAACUCGUCUUCCCGCGAAGGAUACGAUGAAUUCCCCACUACACACGUCAACCACGUUCGAGCUUGGAAAAUGUCCGAUCUUAUUCCGUUCUUGGGCCAUGUUGGUAUGGAGAAGAUGACGUGUGAGAGGCCAGUUGCUAAAGAUGGCACAUCCGAGAAAGAGGAGUUUAUCAGAUUUAUUGCAAACACUGCGCCUCGACCCUUGCCUUUGUGUCAGAACGGACCCGGUGCAAGUUGUCCAUUCGAGGAGUUUAAGAAGAUUGUUAGUGCAGGCAUGGAGAAAUAUGGGGAUUUUGAUGGCGUUUGUGAGAACAAACAAGAGAAGGAUGACGAGCUGUAA